AUGUUACUUACCCCGCUAUCCUUCCUUCCCAGCAAUUUCUACUGACCAAAUUCUCUUGGUCCCAUAUGACAAACACCAUGUUGUCACUUACCACCAAUGGAUGGAGGAUCCCGCAAUUCAAGAGGCGACUGCCUCGGAGCCCCUGACACUUGAGGAGGAAUAUGAGAACCAGCAGUCAUGGCGGGACUCGCACGACAAACUAACCUUUAUCCUCUGUCAGCCAACAAAGGCGGAGGAAGGCAAGGUGAAUGCGGGACAAUGCGACUCGCCUGAUAGGAUGAUUGGCGACAUCAACUUCUUCUUGUACCCAUGGGACGACGAUGCAGAUGAGAAACAGCAGACCAUCAACCCAGAGAAGGCACAAUACGUCGGUGAGAUCGACGUCAUGGUGGCCGACACGUCCCAGCGCGGCAAGGGCAUUGGUAAAGCGGCAGUGGACGCUUUCAUGCACUACAUAUGCUGCAACCUACACCCCAUCCUCCAAGAGCACCACGGUGUUACGGGCAAGCCUCGCCUGCGCAAGUUUAUGGUCAAGAUCAAGGCUGACAACCGGGCAAGCAUCGCGCUGUUCAAGGGUGUGGGCUUCAAACAGGACGGCGAUGUCGACUACUUUGGCGAGAUCAAGAUGGUUUUGGACGACUUUGGUAGUUUUGCUACCAAAGUGGUGCCUGAAUUCCGCGAGCUGAUCUAUUGUCGGCCUUCAGCACAAGGCAAAAGCACUCAAUAGCAGCGGCUUGUGAAGGGCAACAUUGCUCUUGAAAUACGCCCUCUUUGGGAAAACCCCAUACCCAAAACCCAAAAAGCGCCCAAAACUCCAAACUCGCCAUUUCAAAAACAAUCAUACCCUGACUGACCGCCAGGCUUCUUUUCUAUCUUUUUUUUUAUACUCCAAACUCUUCCUUGUACCUCAAGAGCGCCUCGAGCGUGGUGUGUGAGCCACCACACACCACCAGGACUAUGUUCUUCUCGGCCCACUCGGCGUCGCUGAGGCCCUUGCCCAGCUUCUGCCUCAGCUGGCCGUUAUACACGACCGAGAUCGUAGCGCCGCAGGCCACCUCAACGAGAAGCCUCGCGUCGUCCAGGAACUUGACGGACCCCAUGACGGCGUCCGCGUCGUCCACCACAGUCGUGACGAGCUGGCCCGCCGCGGCCUUGGUCCACUCGUACGCGCGGGGCGCCACCCUGGCCACACCCAGCGACGAGCAGAUGGACGUGAUUUUGGGCAGCGUCACGAGCUCGCCGGCGCGGAUACUGGCGUCAAGGCUCUCAGCUCCCCGCGUCUCGACGGCCAGCACCCGGGGCUGCUGCGGGCGGCCGCAGUAGAUGCGGUCCAGCCCGUCCAUGAUGCCGAUCAUAAGACCGCCACCUCCGACGUUGCACACGAUGCCGUCGGCCUCCUUGGGCCCUCCCGGCUGCAGCCUCAUCUGGGUCGUGAUCUCGUCGACGAUGCUCGAGGCGCCCUCCCAUAUGUCAGGGUGGUCAAACGGCGAGACGUAGACGCCGUUCGGAUCGUUGAUCAGCAGCUGCGACUUGAGGUACGCGUCUGCCUCGGCGAUGCUGCCGCCCCGGCGAAGGACUUCGGCUCCUAGGGAUUCGAGCUUCUCGACCAUGUGUUGUGGGGUCUUGACGGGUACUACGAUGGUGGCGGGCUUGCCGAGCGACGCGGCAGAUGUGGCACACGCCAGACCUGCGUUGCCGCCUGAUGCGCAAUAGAAGUGUACGUCGUCCCUAGGCGUGAGGGCUAUGGCGCGCUGCAUCAUGUUGCCAAUACCCCGAGACUUGAACGAGCCCGAGGGCUGGAGGUUGUCUAGUUUGAGGUAAAUGUUACUGUCCAGCUGCGCGUGAGACUUGGGGAGAAUACAAGCAUGGCGUCUCAACCCAUGGCUUCACAGGCUCUGCUGAGUAGGAUCCCAUCUUGGAUAUGGUAUGUGUAUGUGUUGAACUAGGUAUGACAAUGUAGCUUUGGUAGUGAAGAAGAAAAGAGCAGCACAGAGAUUUCUGCCUGGUAUUAGUUGACUAUCGGUUGUACUUUAAGGCAAGGAUGAUGUUUGCAUGGAGUGUUGAACUGCCAGACCAAGUGAUAAUUAAGAGGCCAUGGACAAUCAAAGUGGCAAACAGUUUUGUUAUAUACUACUUCGUAUCAGCCCUUUGGGUGCUUAUCUCUUCUGCCCAACUGACCGGGAACCUAGAUUCCUAGAAUAGUCGAGAUGGCGAGAUAACCCCGUGGAUCAAAGCACACGAGGUCGGUACGUACCCGUUCCUCCCCAUGCCAUUCCCUGGUUUUUGGUUGCCA
This is a messenger RNA of Pyricularia grisea, 2293 nucleotides long. RefSeq lists its product as uncharacterized. Gene Ontology annotation, molecular function: N-acetyltransferase activity. Lineage: Eukaryota; Fungi; Ascomycota; Sordariomycetes; Magnaporthales; Pyriculariaceae. Gene Ontology annotation, biological process: protein acetylation. Bases 101 to 727 code for a protein of 208 amino acids. The transcript is spliced from 4 exons. The record is from RefSeq and is a predicted model, not a curated record.